UAAUGGUAACUUGAUGGCGGCAGUCUGUCAUUAUUCAACAUUCUAAAAUUGCAAAAAUUUGGUUUUUUUUUUUCCUCAACCAACAUUCAAACACAAGACAAAAUAAUAAUGUUGGUUGAUCCGCAUCACUUUGAUGGCUACCCUGUCCAUUCCCUCUCCUCCUCUUCGCUUCACGACGUCGAUUACAGCUGUGGCUCUUGUGGGUAUGAUCUCAACCUUAAUUCAUGCAAUCGGAAUACCUCUGUGAUAGGUUCAAAGAACUACGGCAAAGCCAUAAAAAAGGGCAUCAUUUCUUUCUUGUCUAUAGACGAGACAAGGUUUAGUCGAAUUCAACAGCUUAGGUGCAAGCCUUAUUUCGAAUCAGCUCGUUCAUGGGGGAUAUUUCAGCGAAAAACUAAACUAUUAUGCCGGAAAUGUGGCAACUAAGUUGGAAAUGCUCGUUUUAAGCAAUUUGGCUGCUCCCAUUCUUCGAAGCAGAAAGAUAUAUCCCCUGAUUCCACAGGUUCAUGGGGAUGGAAUGGGGAUUCAGAUGCAGCCGGGACUUAUGAUAUCAGGAUUCGCGCUCUGCAGCCUUCUUCUUGUGACGAAUCUAACAUUUUCAGCAAUGAUAUAUGAUCA
This is a messenger RNA of Chenopodium quinoa (quinoa), 618 nucleotides long. RefSeq lists its product as uncharacterized. Lineage: Eukaryota; Viridiplantae; Streptophyta; Magnoliopsida; Caryophyllales; Amaranthaceae. The record is from RefSeq and is a predicted model, not a curated record.